AUGCCAAAAUCCAAAACUUCAAACAACCUUAAUGGCGAGGAUAGUUCCGAUGGUUUUCAGAACUCCAAGGAUGAUUCAUUGCCGGCAUCGCCUCUUCAAAAGUCCAAGAAAUGUGGUCCACCUGUGCAAAAUCUUGAUGAGGGUGGUAGUAACUCACGUGCUCAACCAAAUAGCACCGGAAUCCAUCCCAAUUACAACCCUUCUAACAACAUUUUCCUUCAGUCUCCAGCGUCAUUGACUACAGUUGGCCUCACCUCAAGUGCACAUCUGGAGUUGGUGGCCAAGCUCUUGAAAAUGCCAUGCAAAGUUCACAAGCGGGCCCUCAAUAUUUGUGAGGCCUGUCUUGUCUUUAUGUUUCACCCCACCAAGCUGAAAGUGUGUAUUCAGGCCACUUGCCCAGAACAUCAAUUUGUUACAAAUGUUGGCCUCCUCACUUACUCUCAUUCACUCUCUGAGAUGAAAAAGACUGCCACUGAAAAGAAGGCCAACAAUUGGACCCCUGGCAAUACCUUGGAGAAUAUCCUUUGA
Melampsora larici-populina 98AG31 is the source of this 528-nucleotide messenger RNA. RefSeq lists its product as uncharacterized. The record is from RefSeq and is a predicted model, not a curated record. The transcript has 4 exons. Bases 1 to 528 code for a protein of 175 amino acids. NCBI's taxonomy places the organism in Eukaryota, Fungi, Basidiomycota, Pucciniomycetes, Pucciniales, Melampsoraceae.